CAGCUGAGGACCAACGUCAACGUAGUAGAACUUUUUCAUCCAUCUUCUCGUUCUCUCCUCGUCGUCAGCAUGUUCGCUCCUCUGCAGAAACGAGCGAACAAGGUGCUGAAACGGAUCCGUUCUGUCUCGGUCUCACUGAGGCUGAGCAAGCAAGUGAGAAGGAGCAGGAAGACAGCACUAAAGACGGCCCUUCUAGCAACAUCGUGAAGUUCUUACUGCAUCUUCUUGACGACUCUCAGGAAACUCGAGAUCUGAUACUGGAUUUCAUCCUCGGCGAUGGCAGUGAAGAAGACCACUGCUCUGAACAUGAUGAGAUAAUGAACAUGCAUCGUGAACAACAUCGACUUCGACGUCGUCUCUUAGCUGGUACUGGAGCAAGUGAUAGAGGUGGAGAAGUAGG
This is a messenger RNA of Amoebophrya sp. A25, 400 nucleotides long. The record is from the annotation of a GenBank genome assembly. NCBI's taxonomy places the organism in Eukaryota, Dinophyceae, Syndiniales, Amoebophryaceae.